UGGGAAAUGCACACAAGACAUCCUCGCUUUUCUAUAAAUUGCCUAUUUCCGUUACAUAUCCGAUGUGUCAACAUCACUUUCGUUAUAAAGUCAAUUUAAAUGAGAAAAACGAGAAUGUAACAACACAUUUUCAAAUUCCCACCCUCCAUGUAGGAGCACUUGAAGGCAGCACCGGUAUAGAUCAUUGCACUUCCCCUCAGCAUCCCCACACGACACAGACAGGGCUCACAGGCGACAGUUGAAUUGACUGUGUGUGUGUGUGUGUGUGAGGGAGAGUGUGUGCGUGUGUGAGGGAGUGGAAAGCACCAGGCACUAUGACAAUUAGAAACGCUCUCCGGGAUCAUGGACAGAGGUAUCGACCACGGAUGGCAUGUCUCAAGAAGGCGGAGAAGGUGCUGCUGGAGAUGCAGGAUCCCAAAUCAGGAGUUAAGUCGCAGCCUCAGCGGCUGGUCAUCACAACAAUACCACACGCCAUCACCGGUGAAGACAUAGUUGCCUGGUUAGCGGACAGAUUCAAAGUAGACACACAAGAGGCGAGGAGUUUUGGCUCUAUGCUGGUGGCGUUAGGAUACAUCUAUCCUCUACAAGACCACAAACGCUUAGUGAUCAAACCAGAUGCGUCCCUCUAUCGCUUCCAGACACCGUAUUUCUGGCCUACACAGCAGUGGCCUGUCGAGGACACAGAUUAUGCAAUCUACCUGGCGAAAAGAAACAUACGUAAGAAAGGAAUCCUGGAGCUGCAUGAGCAGGAGCAGUAUAACCGUCUUCACAAGUGGAUGAAUCAUAAAUGGGAUUUCAUAGUGAUGCAAGCUAAGGAGCAGUACAGGGCUGCAAAGGAAAGGAAGAAGCCGGACCGUGUGGUGUUUGACUGCCAGGAGAGAGCCUACUGGGUGGUUCACAGACCUCCGCCAGGGACAGUGAGUGCCAUGGACUAUGGACUGGAGAGACGAGUUGAUCCAAACGCAGACGAGACAAAAACACCCGACUUCUACGAGAGAAUCAUGAUCUUUACCCAGCAGUCCAUCAUGAGGCCCAGAGUGAAGUCGUCUGUGUCCAUUGGCGCAUUGGUGAAAUACUGCUCCACCUACAACAGCCACGACCCUUUCCUCUCCAAGUGUCUUCCCAGCAACCCCUGGCUCACUGAUGAUGUCACAUACUGGAACUUGAACAUGCCCAAUGUGGAAAUCCCAACUAAAAUGCGUGUGGAGAGGUGGACGUUCAGCUUUGGAGAGCUGCUCUCAGACCCUCGAGGACGAGAUGAUUUCAGACUCUUCCUGAAGAAAGAAUUCAGUGGUGAGAACUUGGCGUUCUGGGAAAGUUGCGAGGAUCUGAAGUGGGGAACAGCUGCGACAAUGAGAGAGAAAGCCGAGCACAUCUACAAGACAUUCCUGGCCCGUGGUGCACCUCGGUGGAUCAACAUUGAUGGAAAGACAAUGGAAAUCACCGUGAGCGGCUUGAGACAUCCACACAGAUACGUGCUGGACGCAGCCCAAACUCACAUCUACAUGCUCAUGAAGAAGGACUCAUAUGGUCGAUACAUGAAAUCUCCAGUGUUUAAGGACACGACGAAGAAGGCCAUCUGUCCUGAUGAGCACAAGUUCUCUGACGCCCAGUUGGAGCAUAAUGCGAAGAACAGGCGGCCCAGCCUCAGCCCCAUCAUCCUCCGGCAGCAGGAGCAGGAGCAGAGGGCCAAGCUGGCCGCCAGCGCCCCCGUUGACAUCACACAGCUGUGCCGCUUCACCACCCCCGUCCCCCACCUUGCUGUCUACUCUGGCAUCACCGACUCCCCUUCUGCCAACGCCUCACCUUCUCUCCCUUUCCUGGCCCACACCCCGGUCUGUCCGUCCCCCAUCAGCGUGGCCUUAGACAGCACCUCUGCCUCUGAGCGGCGAGUGGAGGCGGGUGAAGGGGAGCGUGAGGGGAACCCUGAAGCUCGACCUUCAGUAGGAGGAAACGUGUCCAAGUCUCGCAUGGCUCUCUCCCUGCGGCGUCUGCUGAAGCGGGGAUGCACCCCUUCCACCAUGUUUGCCAGCCUGUCGCCUAAAUGCCACUCAGCCGCCGGGACAAGCAGCCGCAUUCAGCCAAUCAGCCCGGAUCAACCCAGCCAAGCUCCAACUAGGAGGAUCGGCAACUUUUUCCAGAUUAAAGUGGAUAUUCCCCCAGAGUGCCGUAUCUACCCCAUAGAGUCUGAGGAUGAGGAGGAAGAGAACCGAGCUGCCUCUCGGGGAGGAGUAGGAGCCAAAGAGAUCAUCUGUCCCUGGGAGAGCCUCACUCCGCAGAAUGGGACGGGCUAACGGGCUACAUUUACACAGGUAUAAAAAGACAGGGGUUCGCAGAUGCAAUGUGUCUGUCUAAGCAGGCUGGAAGUAGAUUUUUCCCAUUUCACAGAGCAUAAAGGGGUAAAAUCUCAUUGUUAAUCGUUCCCUGUGUAGGUGUGGCUGAAUUCUCACCACCAGGCCACAAAAUACAAUAUAAAUACCAAACAACAAAGAGACUGACACACAACAAUCAGUCUGGGACACUCUAGAGAUGGCUGGCAGUCUACAGAAGACUGAGCAUCAAGUUUCACACCUUAAAGGAAUAUUUCACAAAAAUCUCAUGUUUUAAAUAUCAAACAUUCACUAUACCUGCAGGCUUGAAAGAACCCAAUUUUAUGACUGUUGUAACUACACCCACCUGAAGCCAGGAUUUUAGAAAUACUGAGUCCAAAUUCCUCCAGUUUAAUAAAACUCCUCUAUAAAAAAUGUUUGACUGUAAAAUUUCCUAACUGUUUACAUUUGAUUUAUUGAUAUUUUCUGCAAAUUUUCUCUCAUUUUAUGGUCUAAAUGCUAUUUCAAAACAUUAUCCAAACAGCUAGAAGUAUAAUUCUUGUAGACAAAAACAAUCCAAAUGUAAUUUGUCAUCAUUCAGGAAUUUAAUGGAAUCAACACAUUUUUUGUCAUUAACUUAUAAUACAUAAGUUUUAUUAAUUUCAAAUUAAAUCAACUUAAAAUGUCUAGUUUUCAUUUUCAGACCAUUUCUGAACAUAUUAAACCUGAGUUCACCUGAUUUGAAGUAUUUUGACUUGAAAUCAUGAGUUAAAUUGAACGAAUUGCAACUCAUUAAAUUAAGUUUUUAAAGAAACACAAACAGCCUAUCAGCAUACUUCCCAACAUGCAUUGUUUGAGGGUUAAAACUCUUCAGAGACCCUUCUUUUUUGUAGUUUGAAGAAAACAUACAUGAUGGUAAGCUCGCUGUGGGUCUUUAAUACACAUUAAGAUAAGUCAUGGUUGUUUUAAUGAAAACAAUGCAAACUGUGAUGGGUGUUAGUAUCAAAUUCAGUCCCUACCCCUGUAAGUAGCCUUGCAUAUUGACUUUGUACUGACUCUGGUAUAAAGUAGUUCCAACAACAACAAGUUCUUUGACUUACAUGAAAAACUGAAUCUUCAAACUGAGAAAAUGUAAAUAGAAAGCAAAGUCUGACCGUGACCUUUUAUCAGCGUGACUGAACAGUUGUUGAUUCAACUCAAUACCUUAUGUUUUGUGAUAUCUUUAGUUAUCUCAGUUUUACAUUUUUAAGGCAGCAGGGAACUUACGUUAAGUUGAAACAGCUCAUAAUGUAUUACAGCACAGUAAAAAACAAACAAACUGAGAACAUGGCGUUGGUUUCUCAGCUGUAGCUAUGGCCUCACAACUGUGUUUGCUGACAUUGGUUGCAAACAACAAACUCACACACAAGUUGUAUUCAACCAUAUUUCUGCAUAUUUGGUGUUUGGAACAAGCACAAGCCUUCACCUUACAAACCUACAGAAAAUACGUAUUUGAUACUAAAAACAUUUGUUUUUGGUGGUGUAUUCCUCUACUAACUAUAGCCUUAUUGUCACCAACCCUUACUGAUGUGAGCACCAGCUGAGCCCGCUGUUCAGUUUUGUCAGGCUCAGCUCCUCCAGAAGACAACCGGGGGAGGGGGGUGUACGAACGUCCGAGAGCUUUUCAAACCUGAGCUGUAGCUUUCACUUUAAAACCUCAGUCUGUAUCUUCUUCAUGAACAGUAGCCCAACAGCAGCCUUACCCUCCUGCACACACCUGAGAUCUUUUGUUUUUUGGCCUUGCAAGUUUCUAAAAAAAAAAAAAGCAGGCAUGUGCACGGACAUUUUUUGAGAGCCAUGCAGGCCUACGAGACAACAAAAACUAUAAAUGGGGGAAAAAAUAUAUGAAAAGGAAAUUCCUAUGAGCAUCCUAUCCUUAUUGAAAACACAAACAUAUACAGUAUAUGUACAUUAAUGUUUACAUCCAAAUGAGCAAAGCCAAAGAAGACGGACAUAUUUGGACUCUGCCUGUGCACAUGCCUGUUAAAAAAGUAUAGAUACUGUAUUUAUAUAUUUAAUAUAUUGAAUAAUGAUCAGUUUUCUGAAGUAGAGAAGUGUUCUUGUGCUGCUUAAUAGACUUAGAUGCCUCAUCCCCAAUUUGCUUACCUCUUACACAUGUUAUGUGAAGCGACUGGAUAGAUGCAUUUUCAGGUAAAACGAGAGCACAUGAACAGCUUGUCUACAUGUUGGUUUUUUGCUGACCCACUCCUGUCAGAUCUGCGCUCUUCACGACAGAGGAGCUAACAGGGGGUCGGGUAAUAGUUUUGUAUUUGGCUCCACUGCUGUUUUGUACACUCUGUGUAGCUGUCGUUUGAUGUAAACUACCCUGAGCGAGGGGUUGAUAUUUUUCCUCGCGUGUCUCUCCGUUGCUGGGGGGGCAGUGCAAUGUGAAUUAACUGUCAGAAUGUAUUAUCUUUACCAUGUUUACAGAUGCAAGAAUGUGAAAAAUACCUUAAAUUUGUUGUAUUUGAUUUGUACAUUCCAUGGCUUGUGUCAAGUGCC
Molecule: messenger RNA, 4850 nt
Organism: Thunnus maccoyii (southern bluefin tuna)
Lineage: Eukaryota; Metazoa; Chordata; Actinopteri; Scombriformes; Scombridae
Product: regulator of G-protein signaling 9-like
Exons: 18
Coding region: 315-2294 (659 amino acids)
Biological process (GO): regulation of G protein-coupled receptor signaling pathway; G protein-coupled receptor signaling pathway; intracellular signal transduction
Source: RefSeq, a predicted model, not a curated record